Helianthus annuus (common sunflower) is the source of this 1117-nucleotide messenger RNA. RefSeq lists its product as uncharacterized. The coding region runs from base 63 to 779 and encodes 238 amino acids. The record is from RefSeq and is a predicted model, not a curated record. The transcript has 3 exons. NCBI's taxonomy places the organism in Eukaryota, Viridiplantae, Streptophyta, Magnoliopsida, Asterales, Asteraceae.
UUAACAUCUAUAAAUCACUAAAAACGUGUUUGAAUCUUCCAUCAAUCAUAAGAGAAUCGAAGAUGAGGAGCAAACUGGGUGGGUUCAACUCGAUGCGGACGCGUGUUCAAGUCCGUUCGCCAUCACCGCGCCACAAGAAGUCUUAUAGUUUGGGCCGGUUGAAUGAUGGUGUCAAGACAGUUGCUUUUUCGGGCAGCGAAAACAGCAGCGGAGAGCUGAAUUUCGAUAUCAGCCGUGAGAUGUCCAAGGAAGAAACCGCGACAAGCGACGACGGGUUGGGGAAUAAGGUGAUGGUGGUGGUUGAUUCAAGUAACGAAUCGAAAGGUGCACUUCAGUGGGCUCUUGAUCAUACUGUUCAAAAUCAAGAUACCAUGAUUCUCCUUCAUGUUGCUGGUGCUUCAAAACUAGGUUGUAAAUCAAGUGGGGGAGUUAACCAAAGAAUGUAUGAACGUCUCUACUCCAUGAAGAAAAAUAUUCAAAUCAAGAGGCCCGAGGUGAAAGUUGAGAUAGAAGCAAGACAAGGAAAGGAAAGGGGUCCAACGAUAGUCGAAGCCGCGAAGCAAGAAAGAGCUUCAUUGUUGGUUUUGGGUCAGCGAAAGCAGUCGAUGAUAAGGAGAAUCCGAACAAUGUGGGCAGGGAAGAGAAGCCAAAGCCGAGCAGUGGAUUAUUGCAUUCAAAAUGCUAAUUGUAUGACGAUCGCAGUGAGGAGAAAGAACAAACGACAUGGUGGUUAUCUCAUAACAACAAAGAGACACAAGAACUUUUGGCUUUUGGCUUAAUCAUGUGUUGAGUUCAUAUCAAUAUGAACAUUUGUGAGCCUUUCGAGUUCGAAUUUCAUAGCAAAAUGAAAAUGGAAACUUUUGAUUGAAACGGCAAAAGAAUUACAGAAAAAAAAAAAAUCAAGUGCAUAAGAGUUAAAUGACUCGUAUUGCACUUUUUUCAGUUUGAAUAUGUAGGUUUGGUACUUUGUAAUGUUUUGGAUCGUCUAUUCUGAACCUUGCCAUCACUAUCAGAUUGGAUUGAAGUAUUUUGAUAGAUGUUUCGAAACCUUGCCAAGUAUGUAUUAAUCAAUGGUGAAGUCAGUUAGCAAAAUAGACCAAUAAAUAUCCGUUUUAUA